UUUGCAGGAUUAACGUUAGUAAUAGGUGGAAUGUGCUUGGAGCUGCUACUGUGUUACGCAUUCUAUAUAAUACCUUCGAUAUCACCAGAAUUAACGGCAUUUAAUUAUCCGCAUUUAAUCCACAGUUAACAUUGACAAAUAUACAGUAAAUACUGGAAAAAAUCUCCUCUCGAGGUGAUUUUUUAACUGCAAAAGAAAGGAAAAAUCAUCAUGUUUUCAUACACUUCAGUAAAUUGUGAAGGGAGAUGUGGCAACACCGCCAAAUCCCAUAGCAGUGCUUGGUCGUUCCACUGGGGUACAAUAGUACGCCUGUUUCUCGGACGUACACUACAUUUAAUUCAUAUUAAUAAAUAAUUUAUGGGCCCUAAGAUAAACUUUUAGUGUUGUGACAAAAAUGUGAAUAUAAACCAGUGAGUUGAGAGAUCGAUUUGUGGAUACGGCGGAGCAUAAUUGCCAGUUAUUGGCAUCCAAUCGCAUGUGGAAAAUCCACAGUGAGAUUCUGAUUCUCAGGAGUGAGACGAGUGCAGUUUGACAAUUUUGGCUAACUUGGAAAUUAUUAAUUUAUUGGUAAUGAGUUAGUCUCGAAGUGAAUGAGUGAUCGGUGGGCUUCAAUUGUUGGGGAUUACAGGUGGAAGUCGGGAGAAUGUUUUUUUUUUAAAUACUCGACCCACACAGCCUCACAGUAUAUGCCACACACACGUAUCUAUACAUGGAUAUAACACACGGUUGAAGCGAACAUAACUUGUAGUCAGAGUUGGUGAACUUAUCAUAAUGUAUGGGAGACGUUAAACAAAAUAAGGAAAAUGUAAUGAUGAGAAUAGUGAGGGAUUGUGGAAUGUUGAUGGAAUCAAUGAUGUUUGCGGAUUAUUUUGGAUACCACAAUUUGUAAAGAUAUCCGGUUCAAAGUAAACCCCAGCAUAAUGACGCACCUGUCAUCAAGUUUAAUCGCUUAAUUGUUCUGAAGUCCUCGAAGUUCUUAACCGUAAAAAAAAUGGACGAACCAGCAAAGAAAAAGCAACGAAUCGUAAACGGCGAGAACUACGAUGCUGAGAAUGACGAGUUUAUAACCGAUAUGGAGCGUUUCCAGAAGUCCCUCCUGAACCAGUGCCUCUGUGGUGUCCCCGAGAGUUCUUUGCACAAGCCCUUCUCCUCCACCACGUGGAUGAAUCAAACUCGUACUCCCACCUCUCGCAUCUCCUCCUUAUCCGACUGGGAUCCCGAAAGAAUUCUGGAGUUCAUCAGUGGUUUGCAAUUGCUUUUCGACCUGGCUUUAAAGCAGAACUACCGAGGGGUAAUGUGCAGCAGAGUGGCAGACGUCUGCGAGGCCUUGACUCGAAAUGAGCAUGGAAUAAUUGACCAGUUGAUUGACCUCUCUUGUACACCAAACAAAUUUGUAUCUUAUACCGCGAGCAGAGCUCUUGCCUCCUUUUUCAUAAUGACGAAGGAGAACACAGAAGAGGCCUGGUUGGACAGGUUGGCCCAGUCAUUAGUUAACACCCACUCACCCAGUCAAAUGCUCUUUACUCUCGACGUGGUCAAGAGAGUGGUAGAGCACAAGGACUGCGGAAUACAUCCUCUCGAGGAAGAGGGAACAUCAAUGCCACCAGCAAAUUGCAACACAGUAGUGGUGUCUGACCCGGAGAGUCUAGACAGCACUCCAGUCAAAGCAAUGUGUGUGAAAGCUCUCGAGUCCAGAUGGACAGUACUAGUUGCCAAAUUUGACGCCAUCCUUGGGUCUUACACUCCCCAACACGAAUCAGCAGUGAUAACGUUUCUCGAUCUCUGGGAGGCCAUCAUAUCAGUCAAGGCGAAUCUCUCAGUGAUCGAUACGAAAUUGUUCUACUCACAUGUCGAUAAUCUUGUAUUUUUGCUCAAUGGGAAUGUCCCUGGAAUUGUCUGGAGGCAUAUUCUCAGAUUGUUUAACGAGGUUCUGUGUUAUGGAAGUACUCUAGCCCUGCAGGAUGUUCUUCCUGAUGAGCCUUGCCGACUGGCUCAUGUUAUUGUCAGAGCUGUUAAGGACAAUAGUCUUCUGGAUGGUCUGCCUUAUCGUCAUGGUGCAGGCAGAUUUGGCGGAGGAACCGGAGAUGGGGAUCGUCCGCUUUUACAGAAGUUGGUGCUACUUGUGCUCAAAAGUGUUGCUGUCACUGUUAAGGAGACAAGGACUGAUUCGAGCGACUCUUCUCUGGGCUCUGAGGCUGAGGAUCUUGAUGCUGAUAUGAGGGUCAUUGAGAGGAGCAUCAGGACUGUCCUCAGGCAGUUGGAUAAUUGUGUCAAGACCUUGAUGCCUUUUCAUCCUGAAAUGCCACUUUCACAAUGGGUCGUGCAAAUGUUUCAUGAUCAGGAUGAUUUUCUCAUCGAGGGAAUGGUAUGCUGUCUGGAUGUCGCUGUGGGAUUGUUUUAUAGGGGACCUCCUCAAAAUGAGUUGGCUCAUGCACUGAGUCCUAGUUUAACAUUCGUACAAUUCGUCAGGGCUGUCUCUCAUGACCCUGAUGUGCUUCUUGAUCUUCUUGUCAGCAAUGAGACGUGCUUUUUGCUGUAUUUGUUGAGGUUUUUGAAAUACGUGAGGAGAAAUUGGAACGAGUUUGUCAUGUGUUGUGGUAGAGAGCUGGAUGAUACCAUGACAGUGAUCAUAAGACUUAGAUUAGCGAUAGAUAGACUGGUAUCUAAAGCACUAUUCCCGUAUAAUAUUAAUCCAGUUUUAAGAUUACUGGAGAAGUGUGAAGCUUUUUACGAGGGGAAUGUAGAUAAUUAAGGGAUUUGUUGCAGUAGAGAAGUAGAUAAAAAUUGGGACUAAUGAAUUGCUUUCUCUAUUUCAAUUGAUGUGGAAUCUGCGAAAUUUAUCGAAUUAAAUUCUGGGCAGUUUUGGUCAGUUUUGAGGACAUUCUUGGUUUUAACAAGAGAUAUUCAAUAUUGUUUUAUAGCAUGAUGCUAUUGUUGAAUUUUAGAGAAUAUGUUGACACCCUAGUGAAAGUUAUUUGGCAUUUCUUGAAGUGUGAGCGAAGCAAAAACGCCAUCAUGGAAAUUUUUAACGGCGACUCUCUGCAAAUGACCAAAUAAUGACGACGAAAACCAGUUGAAAAAUCAGUUUCCAUUGCUGAUGGAAAUCUCGAAGGGCUGCUCGCAGCGUCAUAUCGCUACUGAUAUUCAUCACAAGUCCUUCUGAAGAACUGAUUUUAUUGACUCAUUUCAAUUAUCAACUUCAUUACUGAUUUCUAUUUGUCGAGCCCUUUGUAACAGUAUUAGCCUUUGAUUUUUUCCCAUUCGAAAUAUUAAUAGUUUAACUAAACUUCCUUGAUUGACUUUUUAUAUUUAUCAACGAUGUGUUCUGAGUUGGUGGAAGCCGGUAGUUCUGUCGAAUUAUUUCAGGAAUUUUGUUAAUUUACAAAGUUACUUACCAACUUAGAUAAUUUUUUAUACGGUAAUUCGAAAUACUUAAUUUAGAA
This is a messenger RNA of Diachasmimorpha longicaudata, 3443 nucleotides long. It is a transcript of the gene lin, whose product is annotated as protein lines. The transcript is spliced from 2 exons. The record is from RefSeq and is a predicted model, not a curated record. Bases 992 to 2752 code for a protein of 586 amino acids. Lineage: Eukaryota; Metazoa; Arthropoda; Insecta; Hymenoptera; Braconidae.